Molecule: messenger RNA, 644 nt
Organism: Cylicocyclus nassatus
Lineage: Eukaryota; Metazoa; Nematoda; Chromadorea; Rhabditida; Strongylidae
Source: the annotation of a GenBank genome assembly
GACAGCGUUUGCGGACGCGCAUUAUGCUACUUCUGAUUGCACUCGCUGCGGGAUUCAUUCGAAGUUCUACGUCCCUUACUUGCUACGAGAAUGAUUCAGAGGGCAAUAUGCGCGAGGUCACCAACGAUCAGUGGAGUUAUUGCGCGUUCAUUCCAGAAACUGAAAACUCCCAAGGAAAACUAUUCGGAAUCGGACCCAAUGAGGAGAGUUUAGCUGGUUACGAUCAGACGUUUCAACAAUCGGACAAUCUUUACAAAGUUUUAAGCGUCUGUAUUUAUGAGAAGUACGAGUUGGGGAAACUGUCGCCUCGAUUCGGGCGUUCCGAAUUUUUGUUCCGCUGCGUUUGCAAUUACGAUCGAUGUAACUCGCAUCAAACGUUCAAAGGUUACCUCAAGAGCGUACAGCGGGAUAACGAACCAUGACAAGACUGGGUCAUCAAUGCGGUUAUCUCUCAUUGAUGAGGUGUGACUAGGUUACAUAACGGUUCAAUGAUGUGCGAGGGCUAUCAACUGCCUUUGAAACUUAAGAUAGAAGCAUUUAGAGGAUCUCAGUCGGUCAUGCCUAGUUGUCUCGCUAGUAUGUGUUUCAAACUUGGAUCUCACUGUUGCGUGUUCAAAGUAAAUUUAUGUAAGAUAUUUCCGAAG